Scleropages formosus (Asian bonytongue) is the source of this 3729-nucleotide messenger RNA. RefSeq names its product transcription initiation factor TFIID subunit 3-like. Gene Ontology annotation, molecular function: protein heterodimerization activity; p53 binding; transcription factor binding. Gene Ontology annotation, cellular component: transcription factor TFIID complex. Gene Ontology annotation, biological process: positive regulation of transcription by RNA polymerase II. The coding region runs from base 174 to 3065 and encodes 963 amino acids. The record is from RefSeq and is a predicted model, not a curated record. Lineage: Eukaryota; Metazoa; Chordata; Actinopteri; Osteoglossiformes; Osteoglossidae. The transcript is spliced from 7 exons.
AUCAAGAUGGCGGCUCUUCCAGUAGCGUCAAUGUGUUUAUUCUUUUAGAUAUCAGUAUUAAAAAGCAAUAACUAGUUCUGUCAUAAACUCCCAUGCUUUCAUCCAACAUGAAGAUAAAAAGCAACAAUUGCAGACGGAACUGAUUGAAAAAGGGCUUUUUCGACGUCGGCGAAAUGUGUGACAGCUAUGCCCGCUCGCUGCUGCGGGUUUCGGUGGCGCAGAUCUGCCAGGCGCUCGGCUGGGACGCCGUUCAGCUCACUGCCUGCGACCUGCUUUCCGAUGUCCUGCACCGAUACAUUCAGCAGCUGGCCAGGGGCUGUCACCGCUACUCAGAGCUCUAUGGCCGGACCGACCCAAUGCUGGACGAUGUGGGCCAGGCCUUCAGGAUGCUGGGGGUGAACCUGAAUGAGCUGGAGGAUUACAUCCAACACCUAGAGCCCGUGGGGUUCGCCCACCAAACGCCCAUGUUCCCUGUCAGCAAGAACAAUCUGCUGCAAUUCCCCCAGCUUGGGGCCCGGGAUGUCGAGGAGAGGAAGGAGUACAUCCCCGACUACAUGCCACCCCUUGUCUCCUUACAGGAAGAGGAAGAUGAUGAGCAGUCUCUUCCUGACAUGGGCACAUCCGCUGAAGCCAUGCAGGUCCCUCUGGACGAGGAGGCUGACGAGGACAUCGAUGACAGUGAGGCAGUCAACGAUGAGAACUAUGUGGCUAAGCGGCACCUUGACAGCCCCAUUAGCAUGGACAUGAUGCCUGCCGCAAAGAGGCCUCGCUUCCCGGGGAUGAAGUCCCCAGAUAGCCCAGAGUGGGGUGUAGAGCCUCGGGAGCCACUUAGCUCCCUCAAUCCCCAGAAAGUACCCCCUACCAUGGCACCCUCCCUGCACCGCCAUGACAACUCAUCUCCCCUCUCCAUGUCCCCUGAAGCACCAGGUCUCCCCUCAUCCAGAGUACAGUUGCCCAUGCCAAGGCUUCCCACUGCUUCAAAUCGAAAGCCUAAGAUCUCCUCACCUGGCAGACAAAGAGUCAAGUCCCCCAAGAGGGCCAAUUCCGCCACCACCCCUGGCAGUCCUGCUUGCUCACCCAAAGCCUCUCAGAAGGAGAGGAAAAAGUCACCCAAGAGCCCCAAGAGCCCCAAGCUUGGUUCAGCAAAAGUGUCUCAUCCUCCAGGGAAGGGUGAUACUCCACUCAGACCACCCCUGGUUACUCUGAGUGACAAGAUGGGGAAGGAAAAUGUUCAGCUCAAGCAUAGUCAACCCUCAGUGCUGGACUCAGAAAAGCUACUUGAAGAAGCCCAGCCGAGGAGACUGGAUCCUCCAGACAAAACUAUUGAAGACUCCAUCAGUGCAGUGAUCGCCAGGGCCUGUGCUGAGAAGGAGCCUGACCCGUUUGCCUUCUCCUCUGGCUCAGAAUCCGAGGACGAUGUAUUCUCAAGUCCACGGCUUACUAUUUCAGAGCCAGUGAUGCCAAAGCUGAUGCUCAAAGACACCUCCACACCGCUUCCUCAAAAAACUGGUGAGACAAUGACCGUGGACUCAUGGACAAUGGAUGACUCCAUCAAUGAAGUCUUACGGAAGGUGAACCAGGGAGGUUCCACUGGCACUCCCCCAAAUCCAGCAUAUCUUUCAUCACCUUCUGCUUCCCCACCAACUCCAGAACCCCUCCUCAAGGUAUACGAGGAGAAGAAUAAAAUGGUAGCCUCAAUGGAUGUCAAGAAGAAGCUAAAGAAGGAAUUGAAAAGCAAAAUAAAGAAAAAGGAGAAGGAGAAGCAAAGAGAGAAAGAGCGAGACAAAGAAAGAGAGCUGCCCAAGGAAAGCAGGCUUACCUGGAAAGACUUCUCCAUGAAGGAGGAUGAGCAUCAUGACUUUCUCAAGUCCUGGGACUUUGGAGAGCCAGACUCACUUAAGGUAAAGUCCAGAGACAGCGGGAGCAGCUCCAGAAAAGAGAAGGAGAAGCACAAGGACAAGAAGAAAGAUAAAGAGAAGAGCAGGAAAGAUCGAGAGAAGAGAGACAAGGGCAAAGACAAAGUCAAGGAAGACCGACAGAAGUCUACAGCUUCACUCCUCCUUGGCCUGAAGGAGCAACAGAUGCCACUGUUCAGCCCAGCAGCAUGUCUUCGCCUGCACUCCAUGCUGCCUCCGCUGCCUCCUAUCCUCCCUGACAAGCCUCCUCAGGAGAAAGACAAGGCCAAGGAAAAGGAAAAGAAGAAAGACAAAAAGGAGAAAAAGAAAAAGAAGGACAAAGACAAAGAGAAGGAUCGGGAAAAGGAGAGGACCAAAGACAGAGAACGGGAGAAAGAAAAAGAGGAGAAGAAGAAAGAAAAAGAAAAGAAGGAGAAGGAAAAAGAGAAGGAGAAGGAAAAGGAGAAGGAGAGGCAAAAACUGGAAAAGGUGAAGAUAGAGCCUCCUGUUCCUGCUCCGUCUCCGGUCAUACCUCGGCUAACCUUGGUUGUUGGUGCUGGCCAAGACAAGAUAGUCAUUAGCAAGGUUGUCCCAAACUCAGAGGACAAGACUCCUCCACCCAAGACCCCUGUCCCAAAGACUCCUGCAACAAAGACCCCACCUAUCAAGACCCCACCUAUCAAGACUCCGCCUACAAAGACCCCAGUUUCCAAGACCCCAGCUUCUAAGACGCCCGCUGCCAAAUCUGGGCCUGUCAGUCGGCCACGGUCCCCACCCCCUGCCCCAGUCUUAGCACCUGUACCACCCCAAGUAGCCCCUGUAUUGCUUCCACCUCUCCCAGUGACUCCCGCUCUGGUGCCACCCCCAUCACCUGCCCUGCCCGGGGUCGGAUCUUCUUCCAAAACACCUGUGCGCAGCGUGGUGACUGAGACUGUGAGCACCUAUGUGAUCCGAGAUGAGUGGGGGAAUCAAAUCUGGAUCUGCCCUGGGUGCAAUAAGCCGGAUGAUGGCAGCCCAAUGAUUGGAUGUGACGACUGUGAUGACUGGUACCACUGGCCCUGUGUGGGAUUAGUUGCAGCCCCUCCAGAAGAUGUCCAGUGGUUUUGUGUCAAGUGUGACAGCAAGAAAAAAGACAAGAAACACAAGAAGAGGAAACACAAAGUGCACUGAGGCUCUGCUGAACCGGUGGGCUCUGGGCCAUUGUGAGGCCGUGGUGUCCCUCACAAAGCCAGGCAACGCUGUUCCCACAUACAUCCUUCCACCCUGUCUCAGAAAUAUUCAUUUGCUGAUCUUGUGUUCUUAUUUUUACACUGAUUUCAGUUAAAUCAUUGUUUUCCCUGCAAGCCUUAUUGGUUGCACAGCUUCUUCGCAGACCCACACUCUGCGGUGCGUGGCUGCAGUCACCAAGGUGUCGCUUCCUCAGCUGCUGCGUCAGGUGUCCUUCUCUACGUGUUUCUGUGACCCCACCAAGUUGGGCCCCUUCAUCCAGCAUUUAUCCUCCUCUUUUUUGUUUAUUUUCAUUCAGCAGCAAAAAAAUGUGAGAGACACUUUGUAAUCUCCCAUGAAAAAUGCAAAAGGAAUAGUUAUUACUGUGUUUUGUACAUACUUGUAUAUAUAAAAUUUCUCAGACUGUAUAAUCAUUUCUCAUGGUUUUGGUUAUUUUUUCCCAGAUAACCAUUUUUAACUUGAAUUGUAUUUUGUAUAUUUUAAAUGAAAGAUUCUAUUUCUUUGCUUUCCUUUCUAUCAAUUUUCCAUGAGGAAUUUGUAGUCCUUAUUGCUGUAAUAUAUUUUAUUUCAUUGAUAUUUCCCUAUUAAAAUGUACUCCUUCAAAAAA